GACAGACGGAGGAGGAGGGGGCGGGGCCUUGUAUCGGAGCCUUAUAUUGGAGCGUAGAAGAAGACAGACGCUCUGGAGGAAACAUGGCGUUCAUCACAGCAAACUGGAACCCGCUGGGAGAAGCUUUCUAUCGGAAGUGUGACCUGUAUGACAUGUGUUGGACUCUGGGGGACGGACUGAAGGACAGUUUGGUGGCGGCCGCGCCCUACGGAGGACCCAUAGCUGUCCUCAGAGAACCUCUCAGACGUCCCCCCAGCUCUCGUCCUCAGUUAGAGAUUUACUCUGCCUCUGGAGUCGCCAUCGCCAGCUUCCCUUGGAAGAGUGGUCCCGUGGUCCAGCUGGGUUGGACGGUCAGCGAUGAGUUGCUGUGUGUCCAGGAGGACGGAUCAGUUCUGAUCUAUGAUCUGUUUGGAUCCUUUAAGAGACACUUCAGCAUGGGACAGGAAGUCGUUCAGAGUCAGGUGGUCCAGGCCAAGGUGUUCCACUCUCCCUAUGGGACGGGAAUCGCCAUAGUAACAGGCUCCUCCCGCUUCACCCUGGCAACCAACAUAGACGACCUGAAGCUCCGCCGGUUACCGGAGGUCCCAGGUCUUCAGGGCAAGCCGUCCUGCUGGGUCGUCCUCACUCAGGACAGACAGACCAAAGUCCUGCUGUCCAACGGACCCGAACUCUUCAUCUUGGACAACACGUCUUGCACCGCUGUGUGUCCUCCAGGUCUCAGUCCUCAGGCUGGCAGCAUCGUCCACAUGGCCGUGUCCUUCAGCUAUAAAUACCUGGCUCUCUUCACUGACACUGGACACCUGUGGACAGGCUCCUCCCACCUCCAGGAGAAACUGAGUGGAGUGGACACCAAGAAGACGACCCCCCCGAAACAGAUGGUCUGGUGUCGCAGACCAAAGAGUCAGCAGGCCUCUGUGGUGCUGAUGUGGGACAGACUGCUCCUGGUGGCCGGAGUCUGUAACGACACCAUCCAGUUCCCCAUUGACGAUGACUGUGUGUUGGUGGGAGAACUGGACGGAGUCCGGAUCAUCACCUCCACCCAUCAGGAGCUGCUGCAGGAGGUUCCUCUGGUCUGUCAGGACAUCUUCAAGAUCGCCUCCAUGGCUCCUGGAGCUCUGCUGCUUGAGGCCCACCGAGAGUACGAGAAGUCGAGUCAGAAGGCCGAUGAGUAUCUGAGGGAAAUCAAAGAGCAAAGCAUGCUGGGAGAAGCAGUCCAACAGUGUGUGGAGGCGGCAGGUCACGAGUACGACACCAACACCCAGAAGUCCCUGAUGAGGGCGGCGUCCUUUGGCAAAUGUUUCCUGACCGACUUCAGCCCAGAUCAGUUUGUGACGACCUGCAGAGAACUACGAGUCCUGAACGCUGUCCGAGACAGCAGCGUUGGACUACCACUCACUCAUACUCAAUUUAAACAGAUGACUCUACAGGUGUUGAUUGACAGGCUGGUAUAUCGACAGUUUUAUCCGUUAGCGAUUGAAAUCUGUCGUUACCUGAAGAUUCCUGAUUAUCAAGGAGUCAGUCGAGUCCUCAAGCACUGGGCAUCAUGCAAGGUGCAGCAGAAGGACCUAUCAGACGAGGCCAUAGCUCGAGCAGUGUGCCUCAAGGUGGGAGAUUCUCCAGGUGUCUCGUACUCACACAUCGCAGCUAAGGCUCAUGAAUGUGGACGUCCUGAACUCGCCAUCAAGCUUCUGGAUUUCGAGGCUCGGUCCGGAGAACAAGUUCCUCUGUUGCUGAAGAUGAAGAGGAGUCAGUUGGCUCUGAGCAAAGCUGUGGACAGCGGAGACACUGACCUAGUUUACACAGUGGUGAGUUUCCUGAAGAACGAGAUGAACCGAGGAGACUUCUUCAUGACCCUGAGGAACCAACCAGUGGCUCUGAGCCUCUACAGACAGUUCUGUAAACUACAAGAACAGGACACCUUGAAGGAUCUCUACAACCAGGACGACGACCACCAGGAACUGGCCAACUACUACGUCAGUGCCAGUUACAGAGAGAAGAGGUUAGAGAGUCGCCUGUCUGUCCUGCAGACGGCUGUGGACGAGUUCAACAAGGCCAAGAAUGAGUUUGCUGCCAAGGCUACAGAGGACGAGAUGCGUCUCCUUCGGUUUCAGCGAAAGCUUGAUGACGAGAAAGGGGCGGGCCUUCUGGGACUGUCUCUACAGGCCACCAUGGAGGCUCUGUUGACUCUUGGACUUCACAAACAGGCCGAGCAACUUUACAGAGACUUCAAGGUCCCAGACAAAAGGUACUGGUGGUUGAAGCUGAAGUCUCUGGCAGAGAAGGAGGAGUGGGAGGAGCUAGAGAAGUUCUCAAAGAGCAAAAAGUCUCCCAUUGGUUACCUGGCUUUUGUGGAAGUUUGCAUUAAGUGUAACAACAAGUACGAAGCCAAGAAAUACGUUUCCAAGGUGACGCCUGAGCAGAAGGUCAAAGCUCACCUGGCCGUUGGGGACAUGGAGGGGGCGGCAGACGCUGCCAUCGAGCGAAGAAACGACUCGGAAAUGGCGGCUGUUCUCUCCAGGUGUUCCACCUCCGACCGCCUCUUGAUUGACAGGUUGAACCGAGCCCGAACAGCUGCUGCCAAAAAGUGAUCCUGUGUUACCACGGCAACAGCCUCCUCUUAAGCCGUUACCAUGGCGACGGGUUAUCAUAUGACUGUUACAGACGUUCCUGACUGAGGUCAGUUCUGGUUUGACCACGAGGAGACGACACAUCAAUAAUCAGUCACUGAAGAGACCGUAAACCAGGGGCGUCCAGCUCACUUUAGUUCAGGGGACACAUUGAGUCCAGUUUGAUCUCAACUGGACCGGAUCAGUAACACAACACGAUGAUAACCUACACGUAACAACAACUACACACUUGUUUUAGUGCAAAGAAGAACAAGUAAAUUAGGAGAAUGUUUACAUUUAAUAAAACAUCCUUUGAAAUAAUGAAAUGUCUUAAUGCAGAGUAAUCUGGUCCUGGGUCUUGUCUGGUCCUGGGUCUAGUCUGGUCC
Messenger RNA from Mugil cephalus (flathead mullet), 2992 nucleotides. RefSeq names its product VPS16 core subunit of CORVET and HOPS complexes (gene vps16). The transcript has 25 exons. NCBI's taxonomy places the organism in Eukaryota, Metazoa, Chordata, Actinopteri, Mugiliformes, Mugilidae. Gene Ontology annotation, molecular function: actin binding. Gene Ontology annotation, cellular component: HOPS complex; lysosomal membrane; endosome. The record is from RefSeq and is a predicted model, not a curated record. Gene Ontology annotation, biological process: intracellular protein transport; vacuole fusion, non-autophagic; endosomal transport. The coding region runs from base 84 to 2588 and encodes 834 amino acids.